Molecule: messenger RNA, 6031 nt
Organism: Syngnathoides biaculeatus (alligator pipefish)
Lineage: Eukaryota; Metazoa; Chordata; Actinopteri; Syngnathiformes; Syngnathidae
Gene: lpin2
Product: lipin 2
Exons: 19
Coding region: 321-2999 (892 amino acids)
Biological process (GO): fatty acid catabolic process; triglyceride biosynthetic process; cellular response to insulin stimulus
Cellular component (GO): cytosol; nucleus; endoplasmic reticulum membrane
Molecular function (GO): phosphatidate phosphatase activity; transcription coactivator activity
Source: RefSeq, a predicted model, not a curated record
GGUGCAUGUCAAAACUGAGCAUUCAUAUUAUUAUUAGAUGCGCGCGUGUGUGUGUUUUGCUCACGCCGUCCCACCACCAUCGUCAUCAUCCUCUCCGAGCUCCACACAGGAGCAGGACCACCGCUCCCUUCCCGUUCAUCCGCCACUCAGGUCGGUGGUCUCGGCCACGGACGCGUUAGCCAGUCGGGGAGGUUCCACAGCCCCGAAGGAGGUGGUGAAAUAGUAGUGGUAGUUCCACCCACGGGGGCGAGGAGGACAUGGAGGACACGACGAUUUGCUGAUAAACAACCCCUCGCUGAAGUCGACACAAGGUGGACACUAUGAACUACGUAGGUCAGCUAGCCGGGCAGGUGCUGGUCACCGUCAAGGAGCUGUACAAGGGCAUCAACCAGGCCACGCUGUCGGGAUGCAUCGACAUCGUGGUGGUUCGCCAGCGAGAUGACACCUACCAGUGUUCGCCCUUCCACGUGCGCUUUGGAAAGCUGGGUGUGCUGCGCUCCAAAGAGAAAGUGAUUGACAUUGAAGUGAAUGGAGAGCCGGUGGAGUUGCAAAUGAAACUCGGUGACAAUGGCGAGGCCUUUUUCGUUCAGGAAACGGAGCAGCUGAAUAUUGUCCCAGCUCACCUGGCCACAUCCCCGAUCCCAACAGAGACCCACCUUUUCUGGAUCUCAGAGGUGGAGGGCCGGCCCACGAAAGACUUGGAAGAUGACGACCCGGCCGACCAGGAAGACCCGCCCGCGCCCGCCACCGUCUCGACGAAAAAAAAGAAAAGACGGAGGAAGAAGCACAAAGGAGACCCCCGUAGAGAAGAGCUGACUCCCCCCAUGCCAGUCACCACCACUGUUGCUGCUAACACCCCCGCUACGACGACCAGCGAGGAUAUCUUUGAGAUGGACCUCAGCUCUGACGACGAUGCCGCUGUGCAGCACGUGUCCAGAUCUCCCUCAACGUCCACAGUACGAGACGUUGACCCCAGGCUUCCUGCGGCCAGACACAACUUGGAUGGUUAUGCACUGUCUGAUGGCGACUGGACAGCAAACGACAGCCAUGGCUUAUCCCAGGCCUUUUCGCCAAAAAGUGACUCUGAACUGAUGGUGAGACCCUCAGAGACGUUGCUGCGAGCCGAGUCGCACAUGCAGUGGACUUGGGGAGAAUUCCCGGAAACAACCAGGGUGACCAAAAAAGACAAGGCAGAGCUUCUUAAAACGGUGACCAUCACCCCUUCCGAGAGCACCCAUUUCCGUGUCAUCCUGAGCUCCGAGGCCAUGGAGGAUGACGGCGAAAAAGACGACGGGGACCACCCGGCGUGCCCCAUCGUCAAGCCCGAGCCGCGUACGCUCACGAGCACCUCCGCGACCACGUGUGAGAAUCUCGCCUCUCUCACGGAGUCUGUAGAGGCGCUGCCUUACAGUGUGGUUACCUCCACCCCCGCCAACAGCCAGCAAAGCGACUCACCUUCUAAAAAGAAAGGUGUUCCGAAGAGGAGUCAUCAUCAGGGUCCCGAAGACAUCUACCUGGACGACCUAACUGCACUUGAGCCUGAUGUAGCUGCCAGAUACUUUCCCAAGAGUGAAGCUGAGGCGGCCAGCAAGCACUGGAUGGAAACAGAGAUUCGCUCAGGUUCGCAGUCGCCGCAGUCUGUCGGCAGCGCCGCGGCCGACAGCGGCACCGAGUGUCUGUCGGAUUCGGCCAGCGACCUACCGGACGUCACGCUGUCGCUGUGUGGAGGCCUCACCGAGAACGCGGAGAUAUCCAAAGAAAAGUUCAUGGAGCACAUCAUCACCUAUCACGAAUUUGCUGAAAAUCCUGCAAUUAUAGAUAACCCCAACCUUGUUGUAAAGAUAGGAAAUAGAUACUACAACUGGACUCUUGCUGCACCUUUAAUUCUAAGUCUACAAGCAUUUCAGAAGAAUUUACCAAAGGCUACAGAGGAGGCCUGGGUAAAGGAGAAAAUGCCAAAGAAGUCGGGCCGCUGGUGGUUCUGGCGAAAACGGGCGGACAGUGCAAUCAAGCAGUCUGAGACUAAACUUGAAACCAAGGAGGAGUCUCACUUGGGGGAGGAAGGACCUGCCAUGACCCAGGAGAAUCUCACCUUAUUGACUAAAAGCAACGACUCAUCCAGUGACGAAGAGGUCAAGGAGGUGAGCGCCGCAUCAUGUCAGGAGAGACACCAGCUGAGCGACGGUCAACAGCACGCAGGCGCGCACACCUACAGAAAGUCGCUACGUCUCUCCUCUGAUCAGAUCGCCAGUCUAAAACUGAAGGAGGGUCCCAAUGAUGUGACGUUCAGCAUCACCACGCAGUACCAGGGUACAUGCCGUUGUGAGGGCACAAUUUACCUCUGGAACUGGGAUGAUAAAGUCAUCAUCUCCGACAUCGACGGGACCAUCACCAAGUCCGACGUGUUUGGACAGAUCCUGCCGCAGCUUGGGAAGGACUGGACGCACCAGGGCAUCGCCAAGCUGUACCACUCAGUAGCUGAGAACGGCUACAAGUUCCUGUACUGCUCGGCCCGCGCCAUCGGCAUGGCGGACAUGACGAGGGGCUACCUGCAGUGGGUCAACGACGGCGGGACCAUCCUGCCCCGCGGGCCGCUCAUGCUGUCCCCUAGCAGCCUUUUCUCAGCCUUCCACAGGGAGGUCAUCGAGAAGAAACCAGAGAUCUUUAAGAUCGAAUGCCUGACCGACAUCAAGAACCUGUUUCAGCACAACAAGCAGCCGUUCCACGCCGCCUUCGGCAACCGGGCCAACGACGUGUUUGCCUACAAGGAGGUGGGUGUUCCCGUUUGCCGGAUCUUCACCGUCAACCCCAAGGGGGAGCUGAUCCAGGAACAGACGAAGGGAAACAAGUCCUCUUACGGCAGGCUGAGCGAGCUGGUGGAGCACGUGUUUCCGCUGCUGAGCAAGGAGCAGAACGAGGCCUUCGCCAUGCCCGAGUUCAGCUCCUUCUGCUUCUGGAGGCAGCCCAUUCCCGCCGUGGAUCCCGCGGACCUGCUCUGAAAUUCGCUCAGGUACUCGCACGCUCUCAUAACGGAGAGGGCCAAGAUGGACGUGCGUCGCACUUAACAGGAUGGCCAGGGGGAUCGCAAGACUUGCUCUUUUUUUUUUUUUUUUUUUCCUGGCACAAUAAACUCAAAAGAAGAGAUCCAUCAAAGUCUUGCUUUUGCCAAACAAAACGCCGCCUUACGGACGCACUUCCGGGACCUGCCAAUGGCCGCCGCGUUGCGGUAUCGUGACGACGAGUCACGCUCAGUAUUCAAGGUCAUGUCUCCACUCUCGACACAGAGCAGCUACUCCUUUAUAUCGAAUCGGAUCACUUAAAGGACCACUGAAGCAUAUAUCGCUCUAUUUAUGAUGAUAAACAACCACCUCCGCUGAGACAGCGUUAUUAUUUAUGAUGAUUAGAAGUGAUAUGUUUAAGUUAUUACUGAUCGUGACUCUUUUCGCUUUGUUAUUUGGGGGCACGUUGUUGGAUAACAUUAGCACUAAAUGCUAACCGGAAGGCUUUUUGGGUUGCUUUUCGUUUGAAGUCAAUAGUACACGUUUUAUAAGGUAUAUCACGUACAUUCCUCAACGUAUAUACAUUACUGUUCAAAGGUUUGCGCUCAUUUGAUUAAUUUAAAAAAAAAAAAAAACAGCUUACACUUAAGUUUCUUUGUGUCUUACUGAAGAUUUCGUGACAUGGCAUAAACUGAUACAUUUUGCUCAAUUUUUUUUUUCCCCGGAGAUGUGCAUAGAAAUCCAGUCCAGGCUAUUAAUGUGAUUUUAAAAAGUCUUUUCUUCAUAAAAAGACAUUUAUUACAUCCAACAAUUUGUUUUUUUCAUGGAAGAUCAGAAAUAAUCUGUGACUACAAACUUUUGAAGGGUUCAUGUAUGUUUUGAAUCUGUACAAAGAAGCUUCCAUUUGAAGGAUUUUGACAAAAUCUAAAGGACGUGUCACACACAAAAAAACCUUCAGUUGAGAAUUUUAGUUUCGCUUCUUUUCCAUAACGGCGUGGCUAACUUGACGUUUAAUAGAAAAAUGCAGUGUACUGGGGAUAUUUAUAAGAUCAAAUGCAACGCUAGCUAGAAUCAAGGCUAACUCACUGAGCCCCGGGUGGGUGACUUAUGAGAGCCAAAAAAAAAAAAAAAAAAAAAAACGAACCUCAGAGGAAGUCUUGUGGAAAGGAUAGAAAAAAAAUGUUCAUCAUAUAUAUAUGAGCAAAUGUAUCGUUAGCCUAAUUGCAUACUUGCACAAGUCAUUAUUCGAAUGUUGUCAAAAACAAAAGAAAAAAAGACAAAUCUGCAACCAGAAAAUCCCGAAUGGUUAACAAUCGUACAUCAAGAAAAAAAAAAUGUCAGCAGCCACAUUGGUAUUGAUUAUUGAUAUUGCAACAAUAAGUUAAAAAGGACAAAGACAAUUUUGCUACUAGGCUAACGAUUCAUUUGCACGUCUGUUUUCCUACGAUGUAAGUAUAUUUGAAUUUGCCUUUUUAAGUUGUAUUGUGUUCAGCCACAUAGAUACACACACACGCGCGCCGUUGUGUAAUGUGCUGAGAUGAUGGUAGACUGACAACCCGACUGGUGAGUAGAACCACUUGUCGUCGUCCCCCCCCCCUCCCUCCCCCUCCCCGAAGCGAACAGCCUGCGAAAUGGCGGCAUCAGAGCCCUUAUUAGAACCUCAAUAUGUAUGUUUCAUACGGUGACACUGUGAAAAAAAUUCAACGUCAACAGCCCCUCUCGCACCGUAACGCUAGCACCGACAUUUUUUUUUUUUUUUUUUUUUUUUGCCCGUGCCUCGCAAAUUGAAACUGAAGCACCGAAAGUGAGACGUCGACCUUCGCGCAGCUGUUACAGCCUCCCGCGUCGAGAUGAUGAGAUGCGCGUCAGCGUACAGGAUAGGGGAGGGACUGUUACUUACGACGUAAAAGGAAUUUUUCAACUUCACUCUUCGGUUUGGGUGCCAUAUUCUGAUGACCCGUAGGAAGACUGCGAAUUUGUAGCCCUUCGUCCCACACGGGGGGGGGGGGGGGGGAAGUCCAGUACUUGUAAAACUGUGGUCGGAGACUCAACUUCCCAUACACGAAUCAUUCCUUCAAUCUCAAAAUAUCAAGGAAAUCCCUGCUAGGAUGACAUAAAAUCCUUGUAAAGCAACGAUUGCUUUCGACACACAGUGGUAUGUUAAGUGAGUCUUGGGUGCUAAACUUCACCCAUAACGUUCCUCUAUCAUGAUAUUACGUCAUAACAGGCAAAUUGGCGGGUUGGCUUCCUCAUUCUGCACCGAAAUUAAAUACUUGAACGGCGGCGACAAUUGCUUUCGACGCGUUUUGCGAGGGAGCGUUAUGUGUUAAACUUCAUAAAUCUCACAUCUGCGAUCGCUGCGAUGUUACCUCCAUAGAGUGGAAAAAGCCACGUGAUAUAAAAACAGAUAAUUUUUUUUUCUUUGCUUAGGUUUGUUGGUUUCCGCGAGUUAGCACGUGAACGAGGACUGAAAAUGAAUACAUAAAUAAGAAAAGCGGGACUUUUAAGCACAAGCAACGUUCACGGCUGCGUGGUCGGCGUCGGCCAUUGUUAUUCCAUCCGUGGUUGAGUCAGGCGCAUCCUCUGGUUAGCGAUAAACAUAAAUAAAUCCAUUCUUUCUAUGAAAGCAAAGCUUCUUGUGUGGACAGCGCACACGUCACUCUCAGAAUCGUCCCGCCCACCUCACACACACACACACACACACACACCUUUGUUAUAUUGUAUAUCAAACAAAAAGAUUCACUUUACGGGAUGGGCGGGUGACUGCGUCGCCUUGGAUUUAUUGUUCCCGUUCUUGUCAUUUUUUUUCUUUUUCAAAAAGUGAAUGACGCUUGCUUCCGUGUGUGUCCCACGCACACAGAAACGCCGCCGCGUUCGUUUAUCGAUUCAAGUGUAUUCAAAAGAACAAAUUGUAAAGAAGAAAUACAUAUUUAAAAAGAAGGGAAAAAAAGACGGAAAAUAGGCUUAAUGAAGCUUAUGAUUGUUGCUGUUAUGGUAUAAUUUGUAUUCAAUAAAGUUUCUAAAUGAAUGUA